This is a messenger RNA of Aphanomyces invadans, 1534 nucleotides long. RefSeq lists its product as hypothetical. Gene Ontology annotation, biological process: phosphatidylserine biosynthetic process. The record is from RefSeq and is a predicted model, not a curated record. The transcript is spliced from 6 exons. NCBI's taxonomy places the organism in Eukaryota, Oomycota, Saprolegniomycetes, Saprolegniales, Verrucalvaceae. The coding region runs from base 50 to 1465 and encodes 471 amino acids. Gene Ontology annotation, molecular function: L-serine-phosphatidylethanolamine phosphatidyltransferase activity.
CCUUGGCCGUCCUUUUGUGGUUGCACGAAGCAAGUGGCGACGUGAACUCAUGUCGGAAGCGACACCGCGGUAUCCGCUGCGCUCGCGGCGCCAGGCUCAAGCGCCGCAGAAUACAGAAGCGCUCGUCCUAGAUACCAAAGACAAAGUAGACGCUCCGAUGCCAUCGCCGACCAAAUCGCCAGGGCCGACGACGUCGAGCAACGCGUUUCGGACAAGUCGCGAGCACGAUCUGGAAGGCAUGCUUGGAUUCAAAGAGGAACCGCGGCAAAUCCUAUUUCUCUUCAUUUUGGUGAUCUCCGUGGCGUACUAUUCCUUCACACACGACUCUGACGACAUUGCCCAGAACGUUCGCAACGGUGGCAUCUCUGCUGCGUUCAUAUUUCUCGUGUACUGUUUUCUCCAGACGCGCGAUGGUCUUUUGGUCCGACCGCAUCCAGGCGUGUGGCGUAUUGUCCAUGGCCUCGCAGUCCUCUACCUCCUUCUCAUGGCUGCCUUGUCCGUUCAAAACGCAAAAUCUGCCACGGCUGCCAUCCGUGUCUUGUUUCCUGAGGUCGGCGUCGCCAAAAAGCCUUCGUCCAACGUCCCACGGCAACCUCUCGAGUGCGAGCUGAACAUGACGAGUUUGCACCGAGGCGUGUCGAGCAUUUGGUUCUUCGCCCAUGUGACUGGAUGGUGGGGCAAGAUGUGCAUGUUCCGGGACUGGCGGUUCUGUUGGGUCCUCGGCAUCGGGUUCGAGUUGCUGGAGUUGAUUUUUCAAUGCAUCAUCCCGGACUUUCAAGAAUGCUGGUGGGACUCGUUGUUCAUGGACUUGCUCGGCGCGAACUUUGUCGGGAUGUGUUUGGGCAGCUUGACACUCAAGUACCUGGAGACGAAGGAGUACGACUGGUCUGGCAAGCGCAGCGAACAGCGCGGGUACUUUAGCCGAGCCAUCAGCCAGUUCACGCCCUUCAGCUGGUCCCGGUACGACUGGGAAGUAUUCUCGAGCGCCAAGCGGUUCUUCAUGGUCCUCGUUGCGCUCUUUGUGUGCCUGUUUUCGGAGCUGAACGCGUUCUUUCUGCUUACAACCCUCAAUAUCCCCAAAGACAGCAAUCUGAACAAGUACCGCCUUGCUGUCAUGUUUAUGCUGGGGAUCCCCGCGGCCGCCGAAUACUACGAGUUUGUGACAGACCCCAACUGCUAUCGCCUCGGCCAGAACGCUUGGAUGAUGUGUUGCAUCAUCGUGUUUGAAAUGCUCGUGUGGGUCAAGUUCUCGGAAGAGCUCGAGCAGAUGACGUCGCCGCCAUUCGAUGUUGUCAUGCCGCUCGUGGCAUUUUUCGUGCUCUUUUCGCUGUGGAUGCUUCUCUACUUUUGCAAAAAGGGACCAGCUUUCAAACCGCACGUGUCGAGCUCUCUGGCCCCCCUCGACAUUCUCUUCUACGUGUCGUUCUUGCCUCUGGCAUACCUCUCCAAGCAAUGGGCAUACUAGGGAGUUAGGAGAGGCGUGUUGGGUGAAUAGAAUUUCCUUUUGUAACCACGAAUUGUUUUUUCGUUGGCA